AUGCUCAUGCGCUCAUCAACCCUACUACCUUUCCCCACUCUCCCCUUUUUUCCUUGCCGCCUCUUUUCUGCAUUGACGGCCAUGGCUGGGGUGUGGUGUGGUGGGUGCACGGCACGGGCACGGGGUGGGCGGCAGGGCAUAGUGCUGGACGGGUCAGGCGGGCUGGACGAGGCCACUCGCUCGCGACUGGACCAGGUCAGGCGAGAUGCGAGGGAGACAGGUGAGCUCGCUGCAGUGUCUCCAUGUUGCUCUCACCCUCUCCACCUCUCCGUGUUGCUCUCACCCUCUCCACCUCUCCGUGUUGCUCUCACCCUCUCCACCUCUCCGUGUUGCUCUCACCCUCUCCACCUCUCCGUGUUGCUCUCACCCUCUCCACCUCUCCGUGUUGCUCUCACCCUCUCCACCUCUCCGUGUUGCUCUCACCCUCUCCACCUCUCCGUGUUGCUCUCACCCUCUCCACCUCUCCGUGUUGCUCUCACCCUCUCCACCUCUCCGUGUUGCUCUCACCCUCUCCACCUCUCCGUGUUGCUCUCACCCUCUCCACCUCUCCGUGUUGCUCUCACCCUCUCCACCUCUCAGGGAGCUUCCGCCUGCAUCAUCAUUCCGCCGCCCAGCUCCCUCCCUCCCUCUCUCCUCCUCUUAUCCCUACUCCCCUCCCUCCUUUUCCUAUACCCGCUCUUUCCCAUCCCGAAUUCCCUUUCCCCUGGGCCCCACCCUGUUCUGUACGCAAGAGUCUGCAUGAAACAAAAUACUUGUUGUAUCGUCUCUCUUCUUCUCACCCCUCGCCCCCUCGCGCCCUCUCUCCCUGACUUACCCCCAACUCUUCAAACUGCCCACGUUCUUGCUCCCACUACUUUCCCCCACAACCCCCUCCCCCCUCUCCAGGUGCGCAGCAGGCUGCAGGGCGCAGCAAGCGCGCUCCCCCCCGCCCCGCACGCGCUGGGGAGCACCACGUUUGGGGGAGGGGCGGAUGGGACAAGCUUUGCCACGCCAAAGGUGGCGAGCGACUUCCUGACGGCGGAGGAGAUGGAGCAGCGGCGCGCGGCAGCAGCAGCACAGUUCCGAAAGCCCAAGCGCAAGAAGGAGAGCAGAAGAAGACGAGGGGGGGAGGAGGGGGGUGAUGAGGGGGAGGGUGGGGGAGGGGAGGGGGGAGGGGGUGUGAUGAAGAAGAAGAGGAAGAAGGAGAAAUUGGAUUUGGAUAAGCUAGAGGCGCAGGCUCGGGCGGCUGGUUUGGGGAGAGGUUCGGAUCUGGGGCGGAGGGAUGGGGAGGGAGGGACGGGGGUGACGGCGAGGCGGAGGGAGGAGCAGGAGAGGGAGGAGAGGGGCGGGCGGGCGGCUUAUGAGAGCGCCAAGGCCAAGGCGGUGCAGGCGUCGAUGGUGCUUAAAGGGGAGAGAGAGGGUGCAGGGGAGGAGGAGGGAAGAGGGGGAGGAGGAGGAGGAGGAGAAGGGCGAAGGCGAGGAGGCAGGCAGGGAGGGGGAGAGGAGGAGGAGGAAGAGGAGGAGGAGGAGGAGGAGGAGGCGGUGGUGAUCGGAGAUGACGAUGAGGACCUCCAGCGCUCGCUGCAGCGCACCCGCCAGCUCGCCCUCAGGCGCCGGCAAGAGGAGGAGGCUGCUGCGGCUGCUGCUGCUGCUGCUGCUGGCGGGGGUGGUGGGGGUGGAGUGGGGGAGGUGAAGGAGGAGGCGGGCAUGGACACGGAGAGCGGUGCUGGUGGGGCAGAGAAGGUGGGGCCGGCAGUGAGGGGUGAGGCGCUGGUGCUGGCGCGCGUGAAGCAGGUGGGGCGCGUGAGGAGGCGGGGGGGCGACGGGGAAGGGGAGGGUGCGGAGGGCGGGGAGGGGGAGGGUGGGGAGGGCGUGGGGCGCGGGCUUGUGUUCAGCGACACGGGGGAGUUCUGCCGCAGCUUGCAGCUCGAUGAUGCGCUGGUGAAGCGAGUGAAUGCCAGGGAAGCCGCAGCCGCCGCCAAGGAGGAACUGGCCGCUGCUGCUGCCGCCCUCCCCCUCCCCCCUUCCUCCUCUGGUGCUGCCGCGGGGAGUGCAGACGGGGGCGGGUGGAUGGAGGGGCUGGCGGCGGCACUGGCGCUGCUGAAGGACCGCGGGGCGCUGAAGGGCGAGGUGGAGUGGGGCGGGCGCACCAUGGACAAGAAGCGCAGCAAGCUGGUGGGCGUGCUGGAUGAGAAAGGGCACGACCGCCCCCAUGCCUUCAAGGAAGUGCGCAUCGACCGCAUCGAUGAGUUCGGCCGCGUGAUGACCCCCAAGGAGGCGUUCCGCAAGCUGUCGCACGCGUUCCACGGGAAGGGGCCGGGCAAGAUGAAGCAGGAGAAGCGCAUGCGUGCGUACGAGGAAGAGCUCAAGCGCAAGGGCAUGGCGGCCGGCGACACGCCCAUGCACUCCGUGGAACGCCUGCGGGAGGUGCAGGCGCAGACGCAGUCGCCCUACGUGGUCAUCACUGGGCAUGUCAAGCCGGGGCAGAUCUCGGACCCGGCCAACUCGUUUGCCACCAUGGAGAAGGAGAGGGAGACAGUGGGCAGCCUCACCCCCAUGCUGGGCGACGCCAAGGUCAGGCGCGGGGCACGGUGGGGCACGGUGGGGCACGGUGGGGCAAGGCGGGGCACGGUGGGGCAAGGCGGGGCACGGUGGGGCACGGUGGGGCACGGUGGGGCAAGGCGGGGCACGGUGGGGCAAGGCGGGGCACGGUGGGGCAAGGCGGGGCACGGUGGGGCAAGGCGGGGCACGGUGGGGCAAGGCGGGGCACGGUGGGGCAAGGCGGGGCACGGUGGGGCAAGGCGGGGCACGGUGGGGCAAGGCGGGGCACGGUGGGGCAAGGCGGGGCACGGCGGGGCACGGUGGGGCAAGGCGGGGCACGGUGGGGCAAGGCGGGGCACGGUGGGGCACGGCGGGGCACGGUGGGGCAAGGCGGGACACGGUGGGGCACGGCGGGGCACGGUGGGGCAAGGCGGGGCACGGUGGGGCAAGGCGGGGCACGGUGGGGCAAGGCGGGGCACGGUGGGGCAAGGCGGGGCACGGUGGGGCAAGGCGGGGCACGGUGGGGCAAGGCGGGGCACGGUGGGGCAAGGCGGGGCACGGUGGGGCAAGGCGGGGCACGGUGGGGCAAGGCGGGGCACGGUGGGGCAAGGCGGGGCACGGUGGGGCAAGGCGGGGCACGGUGGGGCAAGGCGGGGCACGGUGGGGCAAGGCGGGGCACGGUGGGGCAAGGCGGGGCACGGUGGGGCAAGGCGGGGCACGGUGGGGCGAGGCGGGGCACGGUGGGGCAAGGCGGGGCACGGUGGGGCGAGGGGGGGCACGGUGGGGCGAGGUGGGCCACUGUGGGGCGAGGUGGGGCAAGGCGGGGUGCGUUGA
Closterium sp. Yama58-4 is the source of this 3354-nucleotide messenger RNA. Lineage: Eukaryota; Viridiplantae; Streptophyta; Zygnematophyceae; Desmidiales; Closteriaceae. The record is from the annotation of a GenBank genome assembly.